GACAGAACGAAUCCCUAAAAUACGUAUGUGGCACCCUCGUCAUUGGGGCUGUUCGUCUUAUAAUAAAUUUCAGUGUAGACUCCGUAAGAAGAGUUUAGAUGCCAACACCCCGGUUUGUGACUGACUCGGUGGUUGUUUAUGUUAUCCUGGUAGUAUCCUUAAGUCACGGGGAAGGAAGAGGUGCGAAAACAGGGACCCAGUUAGGAUCACGUCGUCGUUUUCUUUUGGGAGGACCACGUUUACUCGGAGAAUUGCACUCGAGUAUUUUACGUUUUGGGGGACUACCCUCAGUAACCGUCUCGGUAGCUGUCUCCACGGGAGCAACUUGAUCCUUCAAGGGAACCGAAGGCGGCGUAGGAACAUCGGGGGCUUUGGCGGGCGGUGGUUGUUCCUUGAAAUUUAUGAGAUAUUCGAGUCUUUUCUUG
Messenger RNA from Hypoxylon trugodes, 425 nucleotides. RefSeq lists its product as uncharacterized. The record is from RefSeq and is a predicted model, not a curated record. Bases 99 to 329 code for a protein of 76 amino acids. NCBI's taxonomy places the organism in Eukaryota, Fungi, Ascomycota, Sordariomycetes, Xylariales, Hypoxylaceae. The transcript has a single exon.